Penicillium chermesinum is the source of this 711-nucleotide messenger RNA. RefSeq lists its product as uncharacterized. The transcript is spliced from 2 exons. NCBI's taxonomy places the organism in Eukaryota, Fungi, Ascomycota, Eurotiomycetes, Eurotiales, Aspergillaceae. The record is from RefSeq and is a predicted model, not a curated record. Bases 1 to 711 code for a protein of 236 amino acids.
AUGAGCUCCGGUUCAUCAUCGACUGCAGGCUCCAAUGCCUAUUCUUCAGACAUGGUAGAGGCUGACUUCCUCAAACGCAAUCGAGUUCUACAUGUGGCCCGCUUGGGUCUCUCUUUUGCACUGCUUGCGGGCUCGAUCGCCGUCAUUGCCUGUGAAGCGAUUCCUUACAAUCAUUAUAAGAGCACGGUCAAAUGGGCCAGCGUGGGGCUUGACCUGUGGCCUCCAAAUCUCGAUAUCCGCCCAAGUAUUGCUGCUAUUGCCUGUGGGUGUGUAAUCGCGGCAUUGAAUUUGAUAUAUUUCGUCGUUGCCGUUCUGCCUUCUCCGUAUUCUCGAAUUCAGCUCUUGAACGGGUAUUCGUCGGCCUCAGCCAUCGCGGGAUUUAUUACUGCUCUCGUUGGCAUCCUCUUCAGCAUCUACCUUCCUUCAUCCACGUAUCCCACCGGCUACACGAGAAACGAAACCCUGCAAAGCUGGACUUGCAAAUGGAGCUCUUAUGACGGAGACACUACUGCUCCCAGUCAUUUUUCGCGUGACUGCCAUGACAGUCGCGCUGGCUUCGCUCUGCUAUACGUGCUCCUUGCAUUGGAAAUCUGCAUGGGCUUUGGAGCUCUUGCUGGGGCUUGGUUCCAGAAGAGCGUGGGGCGUCGCCGUGAGGAGCAGCUCCAGCUGGAGAAACUGGAGAUUGCAACAAAACAAGCAUAUCGUGCGUAA